This is a messenger RNA of Hevea brasiliensis (rubber tree), 648 nucleotides long. RefSeq names its product glycine-rich protein 5-like. NCBI's taxonomy places the organism in Eukaryota, Viridiplantae, Streptophyta, Magnoliopsida, Malpighiales, Euphorbiaceae. The transcript has a single exon. Bases 1 to 648 code for a protein of 215 amino acids. The record is from RefSeq and is a predicted model, not a curated record.
AUGGCUGCUACUAGGCUUUUUCUACUCUUCAUUCUUGGUCUACUCGUUUUUCCCACCGAUGGUAGGAAGCUAUUUGUAAGCAAAAAGGGUGCAGCUGGAGAGGAGAAGACCUUCUUCUUCUUUCCUGGUUAUAACGGUGCCGGUAGUACAUUCAAUGGUGGUGGUGGAGGAGGAGGGGGGUUUGGUGGUGGUGGUGGUGGUGGUGGACAAAAUGCGGGAUCUGGCUUUGGUAGUGGAGUUGGAGGUGGGUAUGGGUACGGAAUUGGAGGUGGAGGCGGUGGUGGAGGCGGUGGUGGAGGAGGCGGAGGUGGUGGUGGUGGCAACAAUCUCUUUGGUGGAAUGGGUGGAGGUUCUGGCUUUGGAAGUGGCUUUGGGUCUGGCAGCGGUAGUGGAGGGCUUGGUGGUGGCGGGGGUGGGGGUGGAGGUGGAGGUGGGGGCGGAGGUGGUGGCGGUGGCAACAACCUCUUCGGUGGAUUGGGUGGGGGUUCUGGCUUUGGAGGUGGCUUUGGGUCUGGUAGUGGUAGUGGAGGGCAUGGUGGUGGCGGGGGUGGGGGUGGAGGUGGGGGCGGAGGUGGAGGUGGAGGUGAAGGUGGAGGAAAGGGUGCAGGCAGUGGAUAUGGUGGAGGGUUUGGAGGUGGCGUGCCUUGA